This is a messenger RNA of Urocitellus parryii (Arctic ground squirrel), 9206 nucleotides long. RefSeq names its product spectrin repeat containing nuclear envelope protein 2 (gene Syne2). Gene Ontology annotation, cellular component: membrane. Gene Ontology annotation, molecular function: protein binding. NCBI's taxonomy places the organism in Eukaryota, Metazoa, Chordata, Mammalia, Rodentia, Sciuridae. The record is from RefSeq and is a predicted model, not a curated record.
GGCAGAGGAAGGCUCCCUGAAGAGUGAAAAUGAAUAUAAGAAAGCAGAGCCGUCUUCAAGGUCUUUGCCUGUACUUUGGAAGCAUGACCUGGGCUUGGAGGAAGAUGGAGAAUCCUCCUCCUCAGCAACCAUCAUUCCGGGUCCCACUUCUCCUAUCAAGGCUGCAGCUCUGGACUUUUCUGAUAAGCCAGGAGAUUUUGAGACCUCAGUGAAGAGAACUAGGGCCCGGCCUGUAGAAGUCCUCCAUGUCUGCAAGACCCAGGUGGCCGAGCUGGAGCUGUGGCUGCAACAAGCCAGCGUGGCAUUUGAGCCGGAAACAUUAAACGCAGACAUGCAGCAGGUGGUGGAACAGGAACUGGUCGGGUGCCAGGCUAUGCUGACCGAGAUUGAGCACAAGGUUGCCUCUCUCUUGGACACUUGCAAAGAUCAGGGCCUGGGAGAUAGUGGAGCCACUCAACAGGAGGCCGAAGCACUCUCCCUGAAACUCAAAACUGUGAAGUGCAAUUUGGAAAAAGUCCAGAUGAUGCUGCAGGAGAAAUACAGCGAGGAUCAGUACCCUACCAUUCUAAGGAAACCUUCAGAACUCCAACAAGUCCUCCAGCCUGUUAACCUUCCUGAAUUGGUACCUAUUGUAACUGAAAGGCCACAAUUUAGCAGACAAAGAGAUGUCCCCCUGCAACAGGUUCUGGAGUUAAAACCAAUGGAACAGAAAGAUUUACUCAAGUUUAUAGAAUUUAAUGCUAAGAAAACAUGGCCGCAGUAUUGCCAACAGGAUAAAGAUACUACUCAGGGAUCAUCUGUGAGCAACAAGGCAUCUGGCCCUGAAAAUGAAGCUCCAGACUUGAUCUCUUCACCUCAGGGUCAAAAUGGUGAUAAAUGGCAAUAUCUUCAUCAUGAACUGUCCUCAAAAAUAAAGCUACCUCCUCCUCAGCUCGUGGAGCCUCAGGUUACCACCAAUAUGAGUAUUCUACCCAGUGUGAGUGUGUAUAACUUUAGAUACCCUACAACGGAAGAGCUGAAAAUGUACACCACCCAACUCGAAGACCUGCGUCAAGAAGCAAAUAAUCUUCAGACACAGGAAAACAUGACAGAAGAAACAUAUAACGAUUUGGAUAAAAAAUUAUUUGACCUCUUCCUGAGCCUCAAUCGGUGCCUUGGCAGUGUGGAGGAGAUGCUCCAGACACCGGGGCUCUUCAGGGAGGAUGUCUCUGCCCAGCAGGAGCACUACGAGAAACUGGCUCUCGAGUUGAAGAAACUUUAUUUAGCUCUGUGUGACAAGAAGAAUGAUCUUUUGAAAGCCAUGGCUUGGCCUGGCAGGAACAGCACUCUGCUCCCUGAAUGUUUCGGUAGCCUCCAGGUCUGCCUGGAGCACACUCAGGCCAGCGCUGCCUCUAGAAGCAAGUCCCUGAAAGCUGGCCUGGACUACAAGCACAGUUACCAGAAUGAAAUAAAGCGACUGUAUGAUCAACUCAUUAAGAAUAAGACAGCUUUACAACAGUCCUUGAAUGAAAUGCGUGGCCAGAGUAUUGGUGAACAGCUUCAGAAAGCAGAUUUAUAUACAGCAGAGCUGCAGAAUUCUGAGAGCCGAGUGGCCAAACUAAGAGACGAAGGGGAGAGGCUUCGCUUACCCUGUGUUUUACUCCAGGAGGUUUACAAGUUAGAGGAUGUACUUGACAGUAUGUGGGGGAUCCUGAGAGCGAGGUACGCUGGGUUCAGUAGCCCGUUCAUCACUGAGAGCCAGCAACAUGCCCUUCUACAAGGCACAGUGGAACUAGUAAAUAUUGGAAAGGAAAUGCUUGCUCAUGGCCACUUAAAACAAGCCAAAAGUAAAGUUGCCUUACAGACUCAAAUACAAAAUCACAAGGUAUUUUUCAAGAAGCUUGUUGCCAACAUGUUGUUGAUCCAAACAUACUAUGACAAAAUGUUUCCUUCCGUGUUACCAAAGAGAGAGAGAUUUUGGGCAGAACAAGUAACCGAAGUUAAAUCCCUGGAAGGAAAGGCACAGCAGUUUGGCAUGAAGCUGCAGAGUUUGUUGCAGAAAUGGGAAGAAUUCGAUGAAAAYUAUGGAUCUCUGGAAAAGGAUCUGGAAAUUMUUGUCUCUACGUUGCCUUCUGUGAGUUUGGUGGAAGAAACAGAGGAGAGAUUAGUGGAAAGGAUAUCAUUUUAUCAGCAAAUAAAAAGAAACAUUGAUGGAAAGCAUGCCCGGCUCUACCAAACUCUAAAUGAAGGCAAACAGCUGGUGGCAUCUGUGAGCUGUCCUGAACUGGAGGGACAGAUUGCCAAACUGGAAGAGCAGUGGUUGUCCCUGAACAAGAAGAUUGACCUUGAACUGCACAGACUGCAAACACUUCUCAAGCAUCUACUCAGUUACAACAGAGAUUCAGAUGAGUUAACCAAGUGGUUGGAAUCUUCUCAGCAAACUUUGAAUCACUGGAAAGAACAGUCCCUCAAUGCAUCUCAGGACUUGGAUACAAUCAGAAACAACAUAAAUAAUUUUUUUGAAUUUUCCAAGGAAGUGGAUGGAAAGUCCUCCCUGAAGACUGCAGUUUUAAGCACUGGGAACCAGCUUCUGCACCUGAAGGAAACCGACACUGCCACGCUGAGAGCCUCCUUAGCCCAGUUUGAACAAAAGUGGACCAUGCUCAUAACUCAGCUUCCAGAUAUUCAAGAAAAGCUUCACCAGCUUCAGAUGGAGAAAUUGCCAUCUCGUAAAGCCAUCACAGAAAUGAUUAGCUGGAUGAACAGCGUGGAGUAUCAGGCUGCAGGUGAAGACUCUGCGCACUUCCCUAGUUCUGAGUCUCAAGUAAAGAAUCUUCUUCAGAAGCUCAAGGAGUUCAGAAUGGAAAUGGACUAUAAACAGUGGAUCGUUGACUUUGUUAACCAGUCAUUGCUUCAGUUAAGCACCUGUGAUGUAGAAAGCAAGCGCUAUGAAAGGACAGAGUUUGCAGAGCACCUGGGGGAGAUGAACCGCCAAUGGCACCGAGUGCAUGGAACCCUGAAUAAAAAGAUACAACAUUUAGAACAAUUUUUGGAAAGCAUCACUGAGAAUGAAAACAAAAUGCAGAUUUUGAAAAACUGGUUGGAAGCACAAGAAGAGAAGCUGAAAACUUUACAAAAACCGGAAAGUGUGAUCUCCAUCGAGAAGGUGCUCCUGGACUGUCAGGAUAUAGAAAAUCAACUUGCAAUUAAAUCCAAAGUACUGAAUGAGCUGAGGCAAAGCUACCUGACUCUGGAAAGUGGGGCAGUUCCACUGUUAGAAGAUGCAGCAUCUGGAAUCAACAAGUUGCUUCAAAAGCGGGACAAUGUGACUCGUCAGGUCAGUGAGCUCAAAAGCUUCAUGCAGUCGGUGCUACAGGAGUGGAAGUUGUAUGAUAAACUCUAUGAUGAAGUGAACAUGCUGGCGAUCCAAUYUGGGUACUGCAUGGAACACAGCAAGCCUGUGGUGUUGUCACUGGAGGCCUUGAGGUGCCAGGUGCAGAACCUUCAGUCUCUUCAAGAUGAAGCUGAGAUCAGCGAAGGGAGUUGGGAGAAACUCCGGGAGGUUAUUCAUAGACUCAAAGAUUCCUGCCCCUCAGUUGCUGAAAUAAUUGAAGAGAAAUGCCAAGACACUCAUGCAAGGUGGACCCAGGUAAACCAAGAUCUUGCAGACCAGUUGCAGGAGGCCCAGACUCUGCUCCAGCUCUGGAAAGUUUAUCGAAGUGCUCAUGUGGAAGCCACAGCAAGGCUGGAGCAGCAGGAAGCCAAAUUUCAACAGCUUGCAAACAUCAACAUGUCUGGAAACAACCUGGCAGAGAUCCUGCCAGUGGCCCUGCAGGACAUAAAGGAGCUGAAGCAGGAAGUGCAGAAGACAAAAGAAGUCUUUCUCCAAAAUUCCAUCCUCCUGGACCGAUUCCCACAACCUGCGGAGUCCAACGCCUCGGGGCUCUUUUCUGGUCAACUGUAUUCCCUCCGGAGAGCUAUUUAUUUGGAAAAGAUGCUGCUUGUGAAAGCAAAUGAAUUUGAGUUUGUUCUCUCACAGUUUAAGGAUUUUGAGAACCGGCUGGAAUCUUUAAAAGGCCUCAUUAUACACGAGGAAGAGAAUUUGGAUAAACUUUACCAACGAGACAAAGAAGAAAAUCCUGGCUCGUUCCUGAAUCAUGUGCUAGCAUUGAUAGCCCAGUCUCCUGACAUUGAACGUCUGAAUGAAGACAGCCUCAUGCUCCCACUCAGUGACAUGCCCCUGAAGACGUUACAGAAUAUGAACCGGCAAUGGAUUCGCGCCACUGCCACAGCGCUGGACCGCUGCAGCGAGCUGCAGGAAAGUGGGUUAAAUGAAAAUUUUCUUCAUUGUUGUGAAAAAUGGGUCCAACUUUUGGAAAAGAUAGAAGAGAUGCUCAAAGUGAAUAUUGCCAACAGCCUCCCUGCUCUCCUGGAACAGCAGAAAGCUUAUGAGAUGUUAGAAGCUGAAGUUUCUAUAAACCAGACAAUUGCUGAUUCUUAUGUCACCCAGUCCCUACAACUCCUGGACACAACAGAAAUAGAGAAGAGACCAGAAUUUGUUUUGGAAUUCUCAAAUCUGACGGACCACUGGCARAGUGCUGCCCAAGGCGUUCGGCAGAGGAAGAGUGACAUUGACCAGCUGGUGAGGCAGUGGCUAUACUUCACCUCCUCCAUGGAGGACUUGUUCCGCUUCCUCACCAACACUAGCCACAUGCUGUCUGCAGUAAAGGAUCAGGAUUGCUACAGCCUCUACCAAAUCAGAAGUCUAAUCCAUGAGCUAAAGAAUAAGGAAAUCCAUUUUCAGAGAUGGCAAACCACCUAUGCACUAACCUUGGAAGCUGGGGAGAAAUUACUGAACACACCUAACCUGGAAGCAAAAGAGUCCAUGAACAAGAGAAUCAGAGAGCUGCAGAACAACUGGAAGGACACGGAGCUCCAUCUAGCACAGAUGAUUAAGCAUCUCCAAAGCAUCAUAGAGACCUGGGACCAGUGUGAAAAGAAAAUCAAGGAGCURAAAAGCAGGCURCAAGUUUUAAAAGCACAAAGUAAAGAUCCUCUUCCAGAACUUCAUGAGGACCUCCACAGAGAAAGAGAGCUGACUAAGGAACUAGAGAAGUCUCUGACUAACUGGACUCAGAACUUGCAAGAACUUCACACCAUGAAGGGCGACUUAACCCGGCACAUUCUCUCGGAGGACGUGAUGGUUUUGAAGGAGCAGAUAGAGCAUUUGCACAGACAAUGGGAGGACCUCUGCCUCAGAGUGGCUACACGCAAACAGGAGAUUGAAGACAGACUCAAUUCAUGGAUCGUGUUCAAUGAAAAAAAUAAAGAGUUGUGUGCGUGGCUGGUCCAGAUGGAAAACAAGGUUCUACAGACAGCAGAUAUUAGCAUUGAAGAAAUGAUUGAAAAGUUGCAGAAGGAUUGCAUGGAAGAAAUAAACUUGUUCAGUGAAAACAAGUUACAGCUAAAGCAGAUGGGCGACCAGUUGAUCAAGGCCAGCAGCAAGACAAGAGCAGCUGAGAUCGAUGACAAGCUCAACAAAAUCAACGAUCGAUGGCAACAUCUUUUUGAUGUUAUUGGAUCAAGGGUGAAGAAGCUGAAGGAGACAUUUGCUUUUAUUCAGCAGUUAGACAAAAACAUGAGCAACCUUCGCACCUGGUUGGCUCGCAUCGAGUCUGAGCUUUCGAAGCCGGUUGUUUACGACGUCUGUGACGAUCAGGAAAUCCAGAAGAGGCUCGCUGAGCAGCAGGAUCUGCAGCGAGAUAUCGAACAGCACAGCGCAGGGGUGGAGUCCGUGUUCAACAUUUGUGAUGUCCUUUUGCAUGACUCUGACGCCUGUGCCAACGAGACCGAGUGCGACUCCAUCCAGCAGACCACCAGAAGCCUGGACAGGCGCUGGAGGAACAUUUGUGCCAUGUCAAUGGAGCGGCGCAUGAAAAUUGAAGAGACAUGGCGCCUGUGGCAGAAGUUUUUAGAUGAUUAUUCCCGCUUCGAGGACUGGCUCAAGUCUGCCGAGAGGACAGCAGCCUGCCCCAAUUCCUCUGAGGUGUUGUACACAAAUGCCAAAGAAGAGCUGAAGAGGUUUGAGGCCUUCCAGCGGCAGAUCCACGAGCGGCUCACUCAGCUGGAGCUCAUCAACAAGCAGUACCGGCGGCUGGCGCGGGAGAACCGCACCGACACGGCCAGCAAACUGAAGCAGAUGGUCCACGAGGGCAACCAGCGCUGGGACAACCUCCAGAAGCGGGUGACAGCCAUCCUGCGGAGACUCAGGCAUUUYACCAACCAGAGGGAGGACUUCGAGGGCACCAGGGAGAGCAUUCUGGUGUGGCUCACAGAGAUGGACCUGCAGCUAACCAAUGUGGAGCACUUCUCCGAGAGCGAUGCUGAUGACAAAAUGCGCCAGCUGAAUGGCUUCCAACAGGAAAUUACGUUAAAUACCAACAAGAUCGACCAGCUCAUCGUGUUUGGGGAGCAGCUGAUUCAGAAGAGCGAGCCCCUAGAUGCYGUGCUGAUUGAGGACGAGCUGGAGGAGCUGCACCGGUACUGCCAGGAGGUGUUCGGCAGGGUCUCUCGCUUCCACCGGCGCCUGACCUCCCACGCUCCGGGUUUGGAAGAUGAAAAGGAAGCUUCUGAGACCGAAACAGACAUKGAAGACCCCAGAGAAAUCCAGACCGACUCUUGGCAUAAAAGGGGAGAGAGUGAGGAACCCUCGUCUCCCCAGUCCCUGUGCCAUCUUGUGCCCCCUGCUCUGAGCCACGAGCGGUCUGGCUGUGAGACCCCUGUCAGUGUGGACUCCAUCCCUCUGGAGUGGGAUCACACAGGUGACGUGGGGGGCUCCUCCUCUCACGAAGAAGAUGAGGAAGGUCCAUACUACAGUGCACUCUCAGAUGUAGAAAUCCCUGAAAAUCCUGAGGCCUAUCUUAAAAUGACCACAAAAACUUUGAAAGCAUCUUCUGGUAAAUCCAUUUCUGAUGGCCACUCGUGGCAUGUUCCUGACAGCCCUUCCUGUCCCAAGCAUCACUACAAACAAAUGGAAGGUGACAGGAAUGUACCACCCAUCCCCUCGGGUUCCAGCACCCCUUACAAAUCAGCCUAUGGAAAGCUGCUAUUACAUCCAGGCACUGAUGGUGGCAAAGAAAGUCCAAGAGUCCUGAAUGGCAGCCCUCAGCAGGAAGACGAGCAUCUGGCCACCCUAACAGGACAGCCAUCAGGUGCCUUUGACAGGUGGGAACUGAUUCAAGCACAAGAGCUUCACAGUAAACUCAGAAUGAAACAAAACAUGCAGCAGCUGAACUCUAAUAUCAGCGCCAUCACUGCUUGGCUGGGAAAAACUGAAGCAGAGCUUGAAACUUUAAAGAUGGCAAAGCCUCCCUCCAACAUCCAGGAAAUGGAACCCAGAGUGAAGAGAUUGCAGGAGAUAUUAAAAGCUUUUGAGAACUACAAGGCAUUAAUGGUCUCUGUCAAUGUGAGCGGCAAGGAAUCUCUGCCAACUGAGAGCACCGAAGCCACAGAGCUCCAGAGUAGACUCCGCCAGCUGGGCCUGCGCUGGGAAGCGGUCCAGGGCGCAGUGGACAGCUGGAGAGGGGACCUGCGGCAGUCGCUCAUGCAGUGCCAGGAUUUCCACGAAUUAAGUCAAAACCUGCUCCUGUGGCUGGCAAGUGCUGAGAACCGGAGGCAGAAGGCUCAUGUCACCACUCCAAAGGCAAACCGCCAGGUCCUCCAGGAGUGCCAGAAAGAACUAAUGCAACUGAAAAAGGAACUAGUGGAACGUCAGCCUCAAGUCAACUCCCUACAGGAGCUCUCCACCAGCCUUCUCGUUAAGGGGCAUGGAGAAGACUACAUUGAAGCUGAAGAGAAGGUCCAUGUCAUCCAGAAAAAACUCAAACAGUUACAAGAACAAGUAUCCCAAGAUUUGAUGUCCUUACGGGGAAGCCAGAACUCAGACCCAUCUCUGCUCAACUUUGAUGAGGUAGACUCCGGGGACCAGCCUUCUGCAGCAGCCAUGGGAGCUCCCCAAGCGAAGCAGGUCAGAGCAGAGAGAACUACAGAAGAUGAGAAUGAGACAGACAGCAGGAUGUCUGGCCCCGGCAGCUCACAGCCACGGCGCUCCUUCCUCUCCAGGGUGAUCAGGGCAGCACUGCCCCUGCAGCUGCUYCUGCUGCUGCUGCUGCUCCUGGCCUGUCUGCUGCCCUCCUCYGAAGAGGACUACAGCUGCACCCAGGCCAACAACUUCGCCCGCUCUUUCUACCCCAUGCUGCGGUACACCAAUGGGCCUCCCCCGACYUAGAGGGCUCAGCCAGUCCCAGCACCAUACCACCAGCCUCUUUGCUAUGGGUGCCCAGCUUGUGGCCCCAGACCAAUGUGUGAGUGACUCUUAGCACUGGGAAUGUCCAGGGACCUGUCGAGGACACCCACCUCUGGGCUUGUCCAGAAUGGGCUCUUGGGGUUCCAGGGCAGCUUUCAAAUGAAGUCCUUCCUGGGGACAGGGAACUAUUGCAGCAAUUGCCAAGGGCAUUUGGGCAAAGCUAGUUGAUUGGUUGAGGGAACUCUGGAAAGGGCAGUUUUCCUAAGAGYCUCGCACUUUGUAAAUUCUGACUUAUUUGUAAAACAGCAUUAUUAUAACGUAGCUAACGUGGUCCAUGAGCAGUGGCGUUCAUCACAGAAUAUAUAUUAGAGAAACAAGCAGAUCCCACCUUAGAAAUGGUUCCAAAAUUCAUAUGCACCGAGCUGAYUGACUGAAACAAUCAUAUUUUAAAUGUUUAGAAUCAGUUUUCUUCCAAUCAGCUAGUGAUCUUGAGCUACCAGUUUAUAAACCAAAAUGUUCAGCUCAGUACCUAGAUCUGCUCUUUUAUAUUGCUUUAAAUUUUUAAAGAAAUUUUAUUGCAUGGAUGUGGUUAUUUGUGCAUAUUUUUUAACAAUGCUGAAUCUAUGAAUAAUGUAAACUUGGAUUUUUUUAAAAAUCAGAUUUUAGCUUGAGCUUUUGACUAAUGUACAGUAAACGCCAAACUACAAACUUGAUAGGGAUGUUUUUGUAAGUUAAUUUUAUAAAAAUUUUCAAUGUUUAAAGAGAUGCUUCAGGUUUGGUUGAACCAUUUUGYCAGGGGGCGGGGGUUGAUACAGAAACUUGAAGCUGUCUGUGGUAUGUACAACUCAGAUGUUUCUCAUUAAAAAAAAAAAAAAAAAUUAGCCAAACUGUUGUAGUGAAUUAUAUCACAAAGUGGGUCAGU